UCAUUAGAGAACCAUAUUACCAUCUCUACUUAUAAAGGGGGAUUGUCUUGGAACUAACUGUAUUUCUUAUUUUCCAUUAGUAUCACUGUUUCCUUCUCUUGCCCUUACAAUUCACAAUGACCUCCCUUUUCAUUUUCAAAUCAUUAAUAUUCUUCCAGUUUCUACUUGUUUCAGCUCAAGAUCAUGAAACAUGUCCAACUGCUUUUAGUUGUGGAUAUCUUGGCCAGAUCACUUUUCCUUUCACAGUCCCACAACGCCCUCACUGUGGCGCUUUGGCCAUACAUAACUGUGAGAAUGCAACUGCUCCCAAAACCAUCCAACUAGGCAGUCCACCAUCAAAACAGUUUUUUACUGUUCCAUACGUGGAAGGUGAUACCAUCACAGUCAGGGAAAAUGAAGCUCAACGGAAGACUUUGCGAUCCAAAAAUUGUCAAGCCAUUCGCAAUUUUCCUGUUCCUCCCACUUCUCCUUUAGCUUCUUUCUACAUCAAAUAUAAUAUAACUAUGUUCAAAUGCAAUCACUCCCUUAGUGUAAUCCCUCCCAAAUCAUUUCAAAACUACAAAAACUGUUCCGGUUAUAAUAUCUACUAUUAUUACCUUCAAAACUCUAGUGGUAAUUUCACAGUGCCAAGUUCUUUGGCACGGUGUAAAGUGUAUCAGGUUGCAAUAAGAGACAGCCCUUCUGAUGACCUCUUUGAUUUUCUAUCUGCUGAAAUCCAAAUUAAAGUACAAUUAUCUGAUGAUUGCAACAAGUGUCUUCGCCACCAAGGAGGCCGAUGUCAACUUGACAUUCACAAAAAUUUCUACUGUGUCAAAGAGGAUAAAAGAUUGGCUUGGAAGUUAGGAAUUGGCAUUGGACUCCUUGUCGUUAUUAUAACUGGAUUGCUGAUUACAUGGAGCUGGAAACAACGCGUUCCUAAUUUCUACAACAAAUACACAGAGAGUGACAGUAUCUACAAUGGGGUGCCAGUUUUUUCCUUUAAGGAUCUUGAAGUAGCAACAAAAAAAUUUGACAGUUCAAGAGAACUCGGAGAAGGAGGAUUUGGGACUGUUUAUUAUGGAAAACUAAAAGAUGGACGUGAAGUUGCUGUGAAGCGCCUAUACCAGCACAACUUCAAACGAGUUGAACAGUUCAUGAAUGAAAUCAAAAUCCUCACUCGCUUGCACCACAAAAAUCUAGUUACUCUUUAUGGAUGCACUUCACAUCACAGUCAUGAACUACUGCUUGUAUACGAAUACAUUUCAAAUGGAACUGUCGCCAGUCAUCUGCGUGGUGAAUCUGGUUUUUUGCCGUGGCAUAUCCGAAUGAAAGUUGCCUUAGAGACUGCUACUGCUUUGGCAUAUCUCCAUGCUUCUGAAAUCAUUCACCGUGAUGUGAAAACAAACAACAUUCUCCUUGACGAUACCUUUUGCAUUAAAGUUGCAGAUUUUGGACUGUCAAAACUGUUCCCAAAUGAUGUCACACACGUCUCCACGGCUCCACAAGGAACCCCGGGCUAUGUGGAUCCGGAAUAUCAUCAGUGCUACAGGCUUACAAGCAAGAGUGAUGUUUACAGUUUUGGGGUUGUGCUUGUUGAGCUGAUAUCAUCUAUGCCGGCAGUUGAUAUGAGUAGAGAUAAGGAGGAGAUAAACUUAGCAAAUCUAGCCAUAAGGAAGAUUCAAAAAAGUGCAAUCAGUGAACUGGUGGAUCCUUCCCUUGGUUUUGAGUCAGAUAGUGACGUUAAAAGAAAAAUAGUUUCAAUAGCAGAACUGGCUUUUCAGUGUUUGCAAUGGGAUAAGGAAUUGAGGCCUUCCAUGAAUGAGGUUUUGGAGGCACUGAGAAGAAUUGAUAGUGGGAGUGCGACGGAUGAGUUUAGAUAUUUAGAGGAAGCAAUAGCUCAUGGAGCAGAGAUAUCAUGUAUCAAUGUACAUUCACUGUCACCGUCUUCAUCCAACCAUAAUGAGGUGAAAUUGUCGAAGAAUAAAAAGUUAACACCUUGUCCUAAGGGUGUGACAGAUAAAUGGAAUAGUGAUUCCACUACUCCUUAUGUUAGUGCUCAAUCGGCAAGCCAAAUGUAAUAUGAUCUUUUAUAUUUCCGAAGAUAAUGAUAAAUAUUUCAUCAA
This is a messenger RNA of Vicia villosa (hairy vetch), 2102 nucleotides long. Its product is annotated as LEAF RUST 10 DISEASE-RESISTANCE LOCUS RECEPTOR-LIKE PROTEIN KINASE-like 1.1. Gene Ontology annotation, molecular function: ATP binding; protein kinase activity. The coding region runs from base 117 to 2057 and encodes 646 amino acids. Lineage: Eukaryota; Viridiplantae; Streptophyta; Magnoliopsida; Fabales; Fabaceae. The record is from RefSeq and is a predicted model, not a curated record. Gene Ontology annotation, biological process: protein phosphorylation. The transcript is spliced from 4 exons.